AUUUUCACCGCCCUCCGCCUGAAGAAUGUAUUUUCCACAAGGGCGGAUCGGAUGGCUUCAUUAGUAAUAACGACAUUUCUGAGAGUAUGUUCAACUACUCGUUAAGCUGGAAUGUUUCUUUGGAUUGUACUUGGGCUAUCGAAGUUUACCCUAGUUGGAAGAUGUACUUGACCUUCCAGAAAUACCAGCUUGCCCAUCCCAAUAACUGUGACCUUAACUACAUCGACAUAUAUGGCGAAAGUUUGAGUAUGGAUACUAGGCUUGAUAGAUUCUGUGGAACAGCGACAGAACCCCAGCGGUCAGAAAAGAACGUUCUUCACGUUCGAUAUUUUGCACAAUCGCAGGCCUUGGACGGCAUUUUCAGAAUCCUGUACACUGGCUUCAGAGAAUCAGAAGAGUGUGACCAAGUCAAAGAAUUCGACUGUGGGGAUGGAACGUGCGUGGAUAAAUCCCUCAAGUGUAAUGGACACUUCAACUGUAAAUACCGGUACGACGAGGAGGAUACCAUAUGUUCCGUUGGAUCCACUGCAAGUGUGGUGUUGUCCUCAGAACACAUGAUUAUUAUUCUCGUAGUGUUCUUCGCUUUGGUGCUCGGCAUGUGCCUAUCAAUUUCCGUCUCCUGUUACAAUAAGAUAAAGGAGAGGAAGGAGCAGGAACGAGAGUAUAGGCUACGUCGCUCCAAGGAAGCAUCGGUAGAGACAGAUCUGGACCAGAAGGUCGGUAGUUUCGAGAAAAACCUAGGGACACUGAUGACCGUUCAGAACACCAACGUAACAGUGGAAUCUCGAAAUACCGGAAGUAAAGAAGCUCAAGAGGAGGAAGAAGAUGGGUGUUACGUCCCGGAAAUGGAUCUGUCUGCAUUUGACAAAUAUCCUAACGGUGGCUCUUCGGUGACCAGAGCAGCUGACCACUGCCCAAGAUCUCCGCCCACUAGACAAGCUGCAGUUACCAUUCUACCCGAUGGCAGCCAACAUCAUCCUUUCUGUAGUCACCACAGGGGUAGUCCUCCUCUUCCUCCCCCUCCCCCGCCUCCUCUGCCUCCUCACCUCCGCAAACACAGAGAAGAAGUCGAUCCCUUGGGUUGUUUUGUCCUUGUUGACAAUCAGUGCCCCAAACACAAUAGAUUAACAACUCUUCGAGCUCAGCCUGAGCUCACAGAAACUGUGGUUGAGCUCUAUCCAGACAGUCCUGGAGGUUGUCGUCAGAGAUAUGAUCACCCAACAUGAUGCUGUACUCAGCGUAGAUAAGUCGACCAGUCGAACCUCAAGUGGAUGAGGUUUGACACAAGUGCGUGUCCAUUCUGAAGGCUGAAAGUCGUCAGUGGAUCUGGAAUUACUGUUCGGGCUCGUGCCAAAUUACUGCUCUCUUAUAAUGUUACUUUCAUUCUUCAACAAACACCCAAUAUGUGUGUGCAGAAG
Messenger RNA from Limulus polyphemus (Atlantic horseshoe crab), 1418 nucleotides. Its product is annotated as neuropilin and tolloid-like protein 2. NCBI's taxonomy places the organism in Eukaryota, Metazoa, Arthropoda, Merostomata, Xiphosura, Limulidae. Gene Ontology annotation, molecular function: protein binding. The annotation marks the transcript as partial. The transcript is spliced from 5 exons. The record is from RefSeq and is a predicted model, not a curated record.